Molecule: messenger RNA, 1326 nt
Organism: Lucilia sericata (common green bottle fly)
Lineage: Eukaryota; Metazoa; Arthropoda; Insecta; Diptera; Calliphoridae
Product: alpha-tocopherol transfer protein-like
Exons: 3
Coding region: 360-1292 (310 amino acids)
Cellular component (GO): membrane
Molecular function (GO): phosphatidylinositol bisphosphate binding
Source: RefSeq, a predicted model, not a curated record
UAAGUCUGAUGAUUAAAACGAUUAGCUCUAAAACAGCGAUUAUUGGUAUUUGAGUGCAAAUUAAUUGUAAAAUAUAUAAAAUUAUUGCAAUAUUGCAACUUAGAAUAAAGGUUUCUUUAACAAAAGGCUGGUGUAAGCAAAUCCCCAAAAAAAUUAUCAAUAAAAAUAUAAUAUUUUAUGAUUGAUAAAUAUACGCUACUUAUAACUGAAGAAUAUGUAAAGCGUACUAUACCUUUUAAAAUAAUCUAAUCUCUACUAAAAAUUCUAAAUAAAAAAAAUCAAAUGCACCCAACAGUUUCCAAAAAGUUUUUAUAAUUGUCUAAAAAUUAAAAUUGUUAAAGUGAUUACUCGAAACAGACAUGUCUAACAUCAGACCCCUAACCGAGAAAUUACAAGAAAUUGCUUGUAAGGAACUAAAUGAACAGCCGGAAAGACUACAGCAAGAUCUGACAAUAUUUAAAGAAUGGAUUGAAAAACAGCCACACUUGAAAGCUAGAACUGAUGAUCAGUUUUUAAUCAGUUUCCUAAGAGGCUGUAAACACAGUUUGGAAAAGGCUAAAUUAAAAAUCGAUCGUUAUUAUACGUUGAAAACCAAAUAUCCCGAUUUUUAUACCAUACAAAAUAUGGAGAAAACAAAAGUUAAGGAAUUGGUGGAAUUGGGUAUUGGCUUAUCUUUACCCAUGCCUUUGAAUGGUACUGGUCCUCGUAUACUCUACAUACGUACCGGCCACUAUCCCACCGAUAAGUUUUCUUUUGCUGAUGUUAUGUGUGUUGCUAAUGCUCUGCAGGAGUUGUGCAUGCGUGACGAUGACUAUUGUGUGGUGUGUGGUUAUGUUCAAAUUUUGGACAUGUCUGAGUAUAGUGCAGCCCAUAUGCUACAAAUGACUCCAACUGUGGUUAAGAAAAUGUCUACAUUUGCUGAAGAUGCUGUGCCUUUGCGUCAAAAGGCCAUACAUAUCAUUAAUAUGCCGUCAAGUUAUGAAAAGGUUUUUAAUAUGCUGAAACCUUUGAUGCCGUUGAAACAGCAAGAGAGGAUGUUCGCCCACGGUAGCAAUUUAUCAUCUUUAUACGAACACAUUCCUCAAAAAUAUUUACCUCAAGAAUUGGGUGGAGAAAAUGGUUCCAUAGAGGAAUUAACUAAAGAGAUAAAGGAGAAUUUCAGCAAACAACAAGAUUAUUUCCUAGAUGAUCACAACUACAGAGUAGAAGAAAAACUACGUGUGGACAAGAUCAUCAAUUAUGAUGAUGUCUUUGGUAUAGAGGGAACCUUUCGUAAAUUAAAUGUAGAUUAAAUAAAAAAAAAACACAAAAUUUUUGUAAAAAAAA